CUCCUCAAGCACCCUCACCACCAACUGUGUUUACCUAUUUCUACUGUCCCUUUGAUCAUACAUUCUCUCUGGCCGGUUUUCACUAAAAAGAACGAAAUGGUAGCCAUCGCGAAAGCCCUUUGGCUGGCUUCAACUGCCACCGUUACCACUGCUACUCCUAUCGUUCGGCGCGAUGUCAUUACCGUUCAGAAUGACAUUACACAGAAGUUGGGCCCGGGUUGGUUUACCCUUAACCAGGACUUGAAUGGUUUCCCAAGCAGCGGCUUUGCUGGAGCAAUUACCAUCCGAGACGAUAUUGCAAAUCUAGUUACUAUUUUGGAGACUACAGUUUCUGAUAUCAAGUCUACUGGCUCAUUCGGGACAGUGGCUGGCACAACCAUCCUUGCCGACAUUCAGUUACAAGUGCCCACAAUGCUGGCUUCAUUAGUAACUAUAGGGGCCCAGGAACGCGAUUGGGAGGCUAUGCAGGGUGCAUCUUGGAUUCUAACUCAACUGGAGUCAAUGAACAUCGCUACAUCAAAUUUUAUGGAUGCUGUUAUAGCAGCUGAGCCUCUUCUUCUGAAGCCUGGUGGUCUUGCGUUGAAGGCGGAGAUGACAGGUGCUUUUGACACUUCAAUAGCUUACUACGGCGCAUCGCAAUAGCUGCACGCCUACUCCUUUCGAUAGAAUGGUUAGGGUGUUUGGCAUUGGAUUGAGUGAGGACUAUGGAAAGGAUGCGGCACGAGGCAGCAAGUGAGUUGGAAAACAUAAAAUUGAAGCUUGAAUUAGUGGUAGGAUGCCGGAUAAAGAACAAGUUAAGGGUAUGAAACAUUGGAUCUUAUGGGCAUAACCAAGGAAUAAAGUCAAAUUCACGAUACAGAUACCAAAAAUAGCCCCAUAUUCAUCGUAUGGCUGUCUC
Molecule: messenger RNA, 898 nt
Organism: Trichoderma harzianum CBS 226.95
Lineage: Eukaryota; Fungi; Ascomycota; Sordariomycetes; Hypocreales; Hypocreaceae
Exons: 2
Coding region: 97-642 (181 amino acids)
Source: RefSeq, a predicted model, not a curated record